AUGGAGACUAAAAUCGAGGAACCGUUCUUGAAGAUAAGUAUGAAGGAUUUCAAAGCCCAUGGUGAUGGUUUAUUAGAGGUUUGUUUCAAGAAUGGGGAGGACGUAAUUGCAUCAUGCAGUUGUCGCAGGUUUGAACAAUAUGGAUUGUUGUGCAAACAUAUAUACUUUGUGUUCAAGAGGUUCAAAGUGAAAGAAAUUCCCAACAAGUAUGUUAUGAGAAGAUGGACCAAAGACGUGAUACCAAAUGAUCUAAAUAACACAUUUAAUUUAAAUGUUGUUGAUAAUGAUGGGCAUAAAAAGGCCAAGGAGGUUGCGUAUGAGAUAAUGCAGACCGGAGAGUAUCUUAUUGGUAAUUUGAUGAGAGAUUUUGAUCAUCUAGUUAUAGUCAGGGAUCGGAUGAGGGAGAUGAAAGAAAUGGUUGAUGAACUUCACAUAACCAAGCCUAUUGACCCUAAGUUUGAUAGAUAUUCAAGGUUAAUCGGUUACGAGAAACCGAACACUGAUGCUCCACCUACAGUCCAUGUGCCAACCGGUAUUAGGAACAAAGGACAUGUUUUAAAGGGUCAAGCUAGUGCUGCCGAUAAGAAGGGGAAGAAAAGAAGAGUAGUUCAGCUAGAGAUUGAUCCUCGUUUAGUAGACGAAGAGGACGAGGAGGCAGAAGCUGGUGAGGGAGAGGAAGAGUAUGAGGAGGUUGACGAAGCCGAUGAUAGUGAUUUUGAAUGGGAAAAGCUUAACGAUGACGACGAGUGA
This is a messenger RNA of Helianthus annuus (common sunflower), 750 nucleotides long. RefSeq lists its product as uncharacterized. Gene Ontology annotation, molecular function: zinc ion binding. NCBI's taxonomy places the organism in Eukaryota, Viridiplantae, Streptophyta, Magnoliopsida, Asterales, Asteraceae. The record is from RefSeq and is a predicted model, not a curated record. The coding region runs from base 1 to 750 and encodes 249 amino acids. The transcript has 3 exons.